Molecule: messenger RNA, 2225 nt
Organism: Xenopus laevis (African clawed frog)
Lineage: Eukaryota; Metazoa; Chordata; Amphibia; Anura; Pipidae
Gene: mkks.L
Product: MKKS centrosomal shuttling protein L homeolog
Exons: 4
Coding region: 1-1719 (572 amino acids)
Biological process (GO): protein folding; developmental process; cilium assembly
Cellular component (GO): nucleus; centrosome; kinociliary basal body
Molecular function (GO): ATP binding
Source: RefSeq, a predicted model, not a curated record
AUGUCCAGAGUUGAACCUAAAAAGCCGUCCGUUUGUACAUCGGGCCCUCUGAACAUCCAAUCUGUGAGGGAGUCGCUCAGUGUUUUGCAUGGAGUUAUUAUAUCAUGUUAUGGCCCAUUUGGCAGAAUCAAACAAAUCCAUAAUGGCACCGGCGGCUGUGUUCUUACUACGUCACAGUCCUCUGCCUUAUUCAAUGGCUUUUCUGUCAGCAAACCAGUAGCAAAGCUGCUUGUAGCUUCCGUAAGGAAUCAUAUAUCGUGUUUCGGCGAUUCCGGCCUUUUUGCAGCCAACCUAUGUUGCCACUUGGUCGAUCGCUCUUUCAAUCUUAACAUCGCACGGCACACAGUAAUUAACAUAAGCAGGAGCCUUUUGAAUACUUGCAUCUGUUAUCUGAGUUCUGACGACUGUGCGUGUAAAAUAAAAGUCGAUUUUGAUAGCAGCAAGCCAUUGCUGUGCUUAAUACGUUCUGUGGUUUCUAGCAAGCCGGCUUGUAUGCUGACUACUCAAGAAGCAGACUACCUCAGCACAUUAAUUCUCAAAGCCUUUAUCUGUACCAUUCCGGAUAAGCCAGGGCCCAAUAUUGUUUUAGGGAAAAGUGUUGUUGUACCCAUUGAAGGUUGCAGUGUAUUAGAAUCUUCUGUGGUGUCUGGCCUUCUCAUUGAAAUGCCUGAGUUUUGUUGGAGCAGAUCUGUACCUUCCAGUGGAUUACCAUCUAUAGACAUUAAACUCGCCUUGUUUUCCAUCUCACUGUCUGGAGACUUGGGUGAUACAGGAGAAGGGACUCUGAGCUUACUCCGUGGUGUUGACACAGAAAGAGUUAUGCUGGAGCAGCUAUUGAUCCUUGGGAGAAAAUUAGUCGAUGAUCGUAUCAACUUUCUGUUGUGCCAAAAAGUUAUCCAUCCAUCCUUGAAGCAAUACCUUAAAGAGCACGGCGUGGUUGUUGUGGAUAGAUUAGGUGCAGCUUUAAUGGAAUCCAUGAGUCAGAUGACAGGUGCACAGCCUAUAGCUUCUCUUGGUUCCAUCCCCUACACUUGCUAUGGCAGCCUGCAAGGCCUUCAGAAACUGUCUAUAGGGUCCAAGCUUUAUAUGCACCUUAUUCCCACUGGCAGCUCCGUGUGCAGCUUUGUCCUUUGUAAUCGAAGUGAGACGUCAUUAAAGGAGCUUACGCGGACCUGCGAGGCAGCAGAACGUGUAUUGCAGCUCACUCUGAAGAACCCAUGGGUGUUGCUUGGUGGUGGCUGCACAGAAACACACUUGGCAGCAAUGCUGAGAUACAAGAGUGCCCAUGUGCCCAGCAGUUGCCUGACACAGCUGAACUGCACAGCAGCAGAGUACCAGCAGGUGACAAAUGGCUUCUGCAUCUCAUUGGAAUCCGUAGCUCGAAAUCUGGAACACGACGGAGGAGAAAUGUUCAUUGAUUUACAGAGGGGUCAUUGCUGGUCUGCAGCUCCUGAUAGUGCUGUGGAUUUCCUUCGCUCAGAUAGUGGGCAGCAAUGCGGCUGUGGAAUGCACAGAAAAAGAGAAGGUUUCAAGUGGAAUGCUCUGGGAAGUUGGUACGAACCAUUCUGUCCUCGGGGGAGCACAGAGACACACUCCUACCCAAAGGCGGACAAGCUUGUUUUUGACUGUUUUGCUGCAAAAUGUAACGCCUUACAAGUGGCUGUUAAUACUGCCAGUUUAAUUUUGGACCUUUCAUAUGUAAUUGAAGACCAUAAUUAAGUACCAAUUUCUUAAAUAUGUGUAUUAAGAUUGAUUGAUAAAGCACACCUUGCUGAAGAAGUGUUUUUACAGUGGAUGCCUCAAAUUACCUUAAAUCAUUUUUCUUCUGAUUAAAACUUAAAUGUUGUGAGUUGGGGUAAAUAUAUUCUAGUAACUAAACUAUUUUUUUUUUCCCAUAGUUCUUUUAAAGCAAAUAAUUCUCAUUGUUAAAAACGAUUUCCUUUUUCUCUGUUAUAAUAAAACAGCAGCUUGUACUUGAUCCCAACUAAGAUAUAAUUAAUCCUUAUUGGAAGCAAAACCAGCCUAUUGGGUUUAUUUAAUGCUUAGAAAGGUUAAUUUAUUACCAGAACCUUUUUCUCAGUAAUAAUAAGACAUUACCUGGUACUUGAUGGCGACUAAGCUGCAUAAAGACAUGAUGGUGGCAAAACUAUCCUGUAUUUAAAUAACCCAAAUUAGACUUGACAAUGCCAUUUUAAUUAAAGAUGCAAAUAAAUAUUAAUAAAUUA